This is a messenger RNA of Spodoptera litura, 1426 nucleotides long. It is a transcript of the gene P32, whose product is annotated as complement C1q binding protein P32. NCBI's taxonomy places the organism in Eukaryota, Metazoa, Arthropoda, Insecta, Lepidoptera, Noctuidae. Gene Ontology annotation, cellular component: mitochondrial matrix. Gene Ontology annotation, biological process: cytosolic ribosome assembly. The record is from RefSeq and is a predicted model, not a curated record.
UUGAAACGGCAAUUUUAAGACACCGGCUUAGCGUUCCAUUGUAACUUCUGACAUCUUUUCGAAUAAUUUCAAGAAAUAAAGUGACAUUUACAAGGAUUUCAGAAAAAUGAACGGUUUAGGAAGGACCGCGACCCGGCUAAUACAAAACUGCGUCAAAAACACAACGUUGACUGGUGCCUUAGUGAAUCGCGCCCAAGCUCCCGUAAAACGUGAUUUCACCAGAGGAAUAUGGCACAUGAGCUGUUCCAAGAGAUUGGAUGGGUCUGCCACCACUUCAACCCUUUUGCACAAUCACUCCAACACAUGCAGCUGCGGUUGUGGUCUGAAAGCGCUCCACACUAAAGGUGAAAGAGAGCUUGUUGAGUUCCUGACUGAGGAGAUUGUGGCGGAGCGCAAGGCACAGAAAGUGAAGGUGCUACCGACAGAACUUGAAGGUUUUGUUGUCUGCGGAGAUGGUGCUGAGGUUGUGCUAUCCAAGAAGCUUAAGGAUGAACUUGUCAGAAUCACUUUCAACGUGAACCACACAGUGGACUCUGACGACUUGGAAGGCGAGGUGCAGCCAGAGAAGCAGGAGUUUGCAGAGAUGAGGUCACGGCCUCAGUUCGAGGUAGACCUGGUCCGCGGAGACACCACUCUUGGGUUCACCUGCUCAUACCUGCAGGAGCCACCACCAGCCGCUGGCGCUGAUGAGUACAAUGACGUGUUUGGCAUCGACGAGGUGACCAUCUACAAAGGAGAAUGGAAUGACAAAGUGUAUGCCGUCGCGGGAGACGUCCUUGACGGAUAUCUUUACGACCUUUUGAUGAACCUGCUAGAGGAGAAAGGCAUCAGCAACGAGUUUGUGAACAAACUAUCUGACUUCAGCACGGCGUAUGAACACAGCGCAUACAUAAAGCUCCUUGAAUCUGUGUCCCAGUUUACCAUCGGAAAGUAAUAAUAGUAACACACCACUUUCUGUAAUAAGAACCAUAGGAUCAAAAAUAUGAACAGCUACGAAAUUCAGCCAUAUUGUUUCGAAAUAUCCAAGCAUUUUGGAUAUUAUGUUGUUCCUGUAACUCCGUGUAUGUUCAGCAUACAGUAUUCUUUUUGUUAUUACAUAUAAACUUAUGAGUCUAUUUAAUCGAUCAAUUUUACCCUUAACCCUUCUGAGGUGGUAUCUAAAAUUUGUACUACUGUACAGAUUUCAACCGAAUUUAACAUCAUAGAAGAUCUAAUUUAGACUAAACUUGAAUUCAUUGUAGUUGCUAGCAAUUGUUCAGUCAAGUUCUUGAAAUAUUUUAAUAAGCAACUCUCAUAUACUGAGGCUGCAAGGAGUGAAGCAUUUAUGCUGUAGACAGCUUUAAAAUAAUUUAGUUGUGUCAUGGUGAUGUUUUGUUUAAUGUUAGUUAUAUGUUAGUUAUUGUCUCAAUAAAAUUGUUCCAAUUAA